This is a messenger RNA of Synchytrium microbalum, 699 nucleotides long. RefSeq lists its product as uncharacterized. Gene Ontology annotation, cellular component: cytoplasm. Gene Ontology annotation, molecular function: cysteine-type deubiquitinase activity. Bases 1 to 699 code for a protein of 232 amino acids. The record is from RefSeq and is a predicted model, not a curated record. Lineage: Eukaryota; Fungi; Chytridiomycota; Chytridiomycetes; Synchytriales; Synchytriaceae. Gene Ontology annotation, biological process: ubiquitin-dependent protein catabolic process; protein deubiquitination. The transcript has 6 exons.
AUGGCGCCAGUUUGGAUACCGCUCGAGUCGAAUCCUGCAGUUUGGAACAAGUAUAUCGCUAAUUUGGGCGUCAAUACGGAUUCAUGGUGCUAUUCUGACAUUUGGGGCCUCGAUGAAGACAUAUUACAGUUUGUUCCAAAACCAGUCAUUGCUGUGUUGCUGUUGUUUCCCGUGACGGACAAGUACGAACAAUAUCGACGAGAAGAAGAAGCAAAGAUCAAAAAGAAUGGACAAACUGUGAGCGACAAGAUCUGGUUUACAAGGCAAACAAUAGAAAAUGCAUGUGGGACGAUUGGAUUACUACACAGCCUGGCAAACAAUUCUGAUGUCCUCCAAGUCGAAAAGGAUGGGGGGUUGUCGCGUAUACUUCACAGGACAGGAACAAAAUCGGCAGAUGAUCGAGCUGAAGAACUAGAGAAGGAUCAAGAUCUGGCCAAAGCUCACGAUGAAAGUUCUCGAGAAGGCCAGAGUGAGGUGCCGGAUGCUGAGGAAGACGUGGAUUUGCACUUUGUAUGCUUUGUCAAACAGGACGAGUGCUUAUACGAACUCGAUGGAAGGAAGCCCUUUCCGAUAAAUCAUGGCCCGUGUACAGAUUUGCUCAAAGGAGCUGCGACCGUGAUACGUCAAUUCAUGGAUCGCGAACCUGAAUCUGUCAACUUCAAUAUGAUAUCGUUGGGGGGAGUUCCUGCUGACGAUUGA